Molecule: messenger RNA, 7333 nt
Organism: Dipodomys spectabilis (banner-tailed kangaroo rat)
Lineage: Eukaryota; Metazoa; Chordata; Mammalia; Rodentia; Heteromyidae
Gene: Sbf2
Product: SET binding factor 2
Exons: 41
Coding region: 150-5789 (1879 amino acids)
Source: RefSeq, a predicted model, not a curated record
GAGCGCGCCACGGUUGUCAAACAUGGCUGAAGUGCCGCCGCUGCCGCUACUGCCGCUGCAGGGAAAAUGCUGAGCCCUCCCGGGUCGGGUGGGUGGCGGCGUCGAGGGCGGCGACGGGAAUCCGCGUCCCGAGCUCGGCGGCGGCGGCCAUGGCUCGGCUGGCGGACUACUUCAUUGUGGUAGGCUACGACCACGAGAAGCCAGGGCCAGGAGAAGGUCUGGGAAAAAUAAUCCAGAGAUUUCCACAGAAGGACUGGGAUGAUACACCUUUUCCACAGGGAAUUGAAUUGUUUUGUCAGCCUGGUGGAUGGCAGCUGUCCAAAGAGAGGAAACAGCCAACAUUCUUUGUGGUGGUCUUAACAGAUAUUGACUCAGAUCGACAUUACUGUUCGUGCCUAACCUUCUAUGAGGCAGAGAUCAAUCUUCAGGGAACAAAGAAGGAAGAGAUUGAUGGUGAAGAAGUGUCUGGUUUAAUUCAGCCUGCAGAAGUGUUUGCUCCCAAAAGCCUGGUGUUGGUAUCCAGAUUAGAUUAUCCAGAAAUUUUUAGGGCUUGCCUGGGUUUGAUUUAUACUGUAUAUGUGGAUAGUCUGAAUGUCUCCUUGGAAAGUCUCAUUGCAAACCUUUGUGCUUGCCUUGUCCCAGCAUCUGGAGGGUCUCAGAAACUGUUUUCACUGGGUGCAGGAGAUAGACAACUGAUCCAGACUCCUUUACAUGACAGUCUUCCCAUCACAGGCACUAGUGUGGCUCUUUUGUUUCAGCAAUUGGGAAUUCAAAAUGUGCUGAACCUCUUUUGUGCAGUCCUUACAGAAAAUAAGGUUCUCUUCCAUUCUGCAAGUUUCCAGAGACUUAGUGAUGCCUGUAGAGCCUUGGAGUCUUUAAUGUUUCCUCUUAAAUAUAGUUACCCUUAUAUUCCCAUUCUCCCGGCUCAGCUACUGGAAGUUCUGAGUUCCCCCACACCUUUCAUUAUUGGAGUACAUUCCAUUUUUAAAAGUGAUAUCCAUGAACUUUUAGAUGUAAUCAUAGCAGAUUUGGAUGGAGGCACUAUUAAAAUUCCUGAAUGUAUUCACCUCUCUUCUCUCCCGGAACCACUUCUUCAUCAGACUCAAGCAGCUCUUUCUUUGAUUUUACACCCAGAUUUGGAAGUAGCGGAUCAUGCUUUUCCUCCUCCUCGAACAGCUUUAUCCCAUUCAAAAAUGCUGGAUAAAGAAGUACGAGCAGUUUUCCUUAGAUUAUUUGCACAACUUUUUCAAGGAUAUAGAUCAUGUCUACAACUUAUAAGAAUUCAUGCAGAGCCAGUAAUACAUUUUCACAAAACAGCUUUCUUGGGGCAGCGUGGUUUGGUUGAGAAUGAUUUCCUCACUAAAGUACUCAAUGGAAUGGCAUUUGCAGGUUUUGUUUCAGAAAGAGGUCCUCCCUAUAGAUCAUGUGAUCUCUUUGAUGAGUUGGUAGCUUUUGAAGUAGAGAGGAUUAAAGCUGAAGAAAAUAAUCCAUUGAAGAUGAUAAAGCACAUCAGAGAACUUGCUGAGCAACUAUUAAAAAAUGAAAAUCCAAACCCUCAUAUGGCAUUCCAAAAAGUUCCACGCCCAACAGAAGGAUCCCACUUGAGAGUUCAUAUUCUUCCUUUCCCAAAGAUUAAUGAAACUCGGGUUCAGGAAUUGAUACAAGAAAAUCUUGUUAAGAAUCAGAAUGCCCCUCCUGCUACACGAGUCGAAAAGAAAUGUGUUGUGCCAGCAGGUCCACCUGUCGUUUCAAUAAUGGAUAAAGUGACAACAGUUUUCAACAGUGCACAGAGACUAGAAGUUGUUAGAAACUGCAUUUCAUUCAUAUUUGAAAAUAAAACUUUGGAGACUGAAAAGACUCUUCCUGCUGCACUGAGAGCCCUUAAAGGAAAGGCAGCAAGACAGUGUCUUACUGAUGAACUGGGCUUACAUGUACAGCAAAAUCGGGCAAUAUUGGAUCAUCAACAAUUUGACUACAUAAUAAGGAUGAUGAAUUGUACUCUGCAGGAUUGUUCAAGUUUAGAAGAAUAUAACAUUGCUGCAGCAUUACUCCCUCUAACCAGUGCUUUCUAUAGGAAACUUGCUCCUGGAGUCAGCCAGUUUGCUUACACCUGUGUACAGGACCACCCUAUUUGGACAAAUCAGCAGUUUUGGGAGACAACUUUUUACAAUGCAGUGCAGGAACAGGUUCGUUCUCUGUAUCUCUCAGCAAAGGAAGACAAUCAUGUCUCACAUCUGAAGCAAAAGGACAGGCUUCCUGAUAACCAGUAUCAUGAAAAGACAGCAAUGGACCUGGCAGCUGAGCAGUUACGCCUUUGGCCUACUCUGAGCAAGUCAACUCAGCAAGAGCUGGUGCAACAUGAGGAAAGCACUGUUUUCAGCCAGGCCAUCCAUUUUGCAAACCUCAUGGUCAACCUGCUAGUUCCACUAGAUACAAGUAAAAACAAGCUCCUGAGAGCAUCUGCACCAGGCGACUGGGAAAGUGGGAGCAACAGCAUUGUCACAAACAGUAUUGCAGGAAGUGUAGCUGAGAGCUAUGAUACAGAGAGUGGGUUUGAAGAUUCAGAGAACAAUGACAUUGCCAACUCUGUUGUGCGGUUUAUUACCCGAUUUAUUGACAAGGUUUGCACAGAGAGUGGAGUUACUCAGGAUCACAUCAAGAGCCUUCAUUGCAUGAUACCAGGAAUUGUAGCUAUGCAUAUUGAAACUCUAGAAGCAGUACAUCGAGAGAGUAGACGACUUCCACCUAUACAGAAGCCUAAGAUUCUUAGGCCUGCUCUCCUGCCAGGAGAAGAAAUUGUAUGUGAAGGUCUUCGAGUCCUCUUGGACCCUGAUGGCAGAGAAGAAGCCACUGGAGGUCUUCUUGGGGGUCCUCAGCUCUUGCCAGCAGAAGGAGCCUUGUUCCUUACCACAUACAGAAUUCUCUUCAGAGGGACACCCCAUGACCAGCUAGUUGGUGAACAGACAGUUGUAAGGAGCUUUCCCAUUGCCUCCAUCACCAAGGAAAAGAAGAUCACAAUGCAGAACCAACUACAGCAGAAUAUGCAAGAAGGACUACAGAUUACUUCAGCAUCUUUUCAGUUGAUUAAAGUAGCAUUUGAUGAAGAAGUCAGCCCAGAAGUAGUAGAGAUCUUUAAGAAACAGUUAAUGAAGUUCCGUUAUCCUCAGUCCAUUUUCAGUACCUUCGCUUUUGCUGCUGGACAAACUACCCCACAAAUAAUUUUACCCAAACAGAAGGAAAAAAACACUUCCUUCCGAACCUUCUCAAAAACAAUUGUGAAAGGUGCCAAAAGGGCAGGGAAAAUGACUAUUGGGCGUCAGUAUUUACUGAAGAAGAGGACAGGAACAAUUGUGGAAGAAAGAGUAAAUCGUCCUGGAUGGAAUGAAGAUGAUGACAUAUCUGUUUCAGAUGAUAGUGAACUUCCUACAAGUACCACCUUGAAAGCCUCAGAGAAGUCUACGAUGGAACAGCUAGUAGAAAAAGCUUGUUUCAGAGACUAUCAGCGUUUAGGUUUGGGAACCAUAAGUGGCAGCUCCUCCCGUUCAAAACCAGAGUAUUUCCGAAUCACUGCUUCCAACAGGCUGUAUUCACUGUGCCGGAGCUAUCCUGGCCUUUUAGUCAUACCUCAAUCUGUACAGGACAGUAGUUUACCAAGAGUAGCCCGCUGCUAUCGACACAAUCGCCUACCUGUGGUAUGUUGGAAGAACUCAAGAAGUGGAACUUUGCUCCUCCGAUCUGGAGGAUUCCAUGGGAAGGGAGUUGUUGGUCUUUUCAAGUCUCAGAACUCUCCUCAGGCCGCUCCUACCUCCUCUUUAGAAUCUUCCAGUAGCAUAGAACAAGAAAAAUACUUGCAAGCUUUAUUGAAUGCAGUUUCUGUCCAUCAGAAACUCAAAGGCAACAAUACACUUACUGUCAGGCCAGCACUUGCUCUGUCUCCAGGGACUGAAAAGAUGACUUCAAGAAUGUCCACUGUGCUUAAACAGGUAGUGCCAGGACAUUUGGAUGUAAACCCAUCCAAUAGCUUUGCUCGAGGAGGUGUAUGGGCAAGUCUUCGCUCCAGUACUCGCUUGAUCAGCUCUCCAACAUCCUUCGUUGAUGUUGGUGCCCGGCUGGCAGGCAAGGAUCACCCAGCCUCCUUUAGUAACAGCACCUACCUUCAAAACCAGCUCUUGAAACGCCAAGCAUCCCUUUACAUAUUUGGUGAAAAGUCACAACUAAGGAGUUUCAAGGUAGAAUUUGCUUUAAACUGUGAGUUUGUUCCUGUUGAAUUUCAUGAAAUCCGGCAAAUAAAAGCCAGUUUUAAAAAGCUGAUGAGGGCUUGUAUCCCAAGCACCAUCCCUACUGACUCAGAAGUGACAUUCCUGAAGGCCCUGGGAGACUCGGAGUGGUUCCCACAGCUUCACAGGAUAAUGCAGCUGGCUGUGGUCAUAUCCGAAGUACUUGAGAAUGGUUCCUCAGUUUUGGUCUGUUUGGAAGAAGGCUGGGACAUCACUACACAAGUGACAUCAUUGGUGCAGUUACUCAGUGACCCAUUUUAUAGAACACUUGAAGGCUUUCGGAUGUUGGUGGAAAAAGAAUGGUUGUCUUUUGGUCAUAAAUUCAGUCAGCGGAGCAGCUUGACCCUCAAUUGUCAGGGCAGUGGUUUUGCUCCAGUCUUCUUGCAAUUCUUAGACUGUGUACACCAGGUGCACAACCAGUAUCCAACUGAGUUUGAAUUCAAUCUCUAUUACUUAAAGUUUUUGGCCUUCCACUAUGUAUCUAAUCGGUUUAAAACAUUUCUCCUGGAUUCAGACUAUGAAAGGUUAGAGCAUGGAACUUUAUUUGAUGAUAAAGGAGACAAGCAUGCCAAGAAGGGAAUUUGUAUUUGGGAGUGCAUUGACAGAAUGCACAAGCGGAGUCCCAUUUUCUUUAAUUAUUUAUAUUCACCAGUGGAAAUAGAGGCCCUGAAGCCUAAUGUAAAUGUCUCCAGCCUCAAGAAGUGGGAUUACUAUAUAGAGGAGACCCUGUCUGCUGGGCCUUCAUAUGACUGGUUGAUGCUGGCCCCUAAACACUUCCCCUCUGAAGAGUCCGAUCUGGCUGGAAGAGCUGGACCCCAGAGCCAAAGGAGAACAGUGUGGCCAUGCUAUGAUGAUGUCUGCUGUACUCAGCCCGAUGCUCUCACCAGCCUUUUCAGUGAAAUCGAAAAAUUGGAGCAUAAAUUGAACCAAACCCCAGAGAAGUGGCACCAGUUGUGGGAAAAGGUAACAGCGGACCUUAAGGAAGAGCCAAGAAUAGACCAUUCCCAAAGAUACCCACUGGGGUCCCCAGGAAUUAUGUCUACCAACGUACCUUCCUAUCAGAAGAGGCCUAUGCUGCACCUCCCAGAGAGCAAUGUGGGUGACGAGAAUACCAGCAUCUCCCCAUCCAAUGGGGUGGAACGCAGGGCUGCCACGCUCUACAGCCAGUACACAUCCAAGAAUGAUGAAAACAGGUCCUUUGAGGGAACACUGUACAAAAGAGGAGCUCUGCUGAAAGGCUGGAAACCCCGUUGGUUUGUUUUAGAUAUAACGAAACAUCAGCUACGCUACUAUGACUCGGGUGAGGACACGAGCUGUAAAGGCCACAUUGAUCUGGCCGAAGUGGAGAUGGUCAUUCCUGCCAGCCCCAGCAUGGGGGCCCCAAAGCACACAAGUGACAAGGCAUUCUUUGAUCUCAAGACCAGCAAACGUGUGUAUAACUUCUGUGCCCAGGAUGGGCCAAGUGCCCAGCAGUGGAUAGACAGGAUCCAGAGCUGUAUAUCCGAUGCCUGAUGCCCAUUGUCAUCCUAAGCAGAAGUGGAAAGCUAAGCUGCCAUAUGGAAAGAAAAGCUUGGAUGGAUGGAGAGUCAUCCUAGGGCCUGAGCUUCUCGAUUCUCCUUUCUACCCCAUCUUACCCAGCCCCUCUUACAACACUUGCUACAUUCACUUUAUCUAAUGGAUGCAUCACACAGGUCUGGUGAAGAGCUCCAGAUCAUCUCUGUAUGUUGCACUGAUAGUUCUAACAGGACCUAAGUGGUUAAGAAUCAGGAGAAUAUUCUGAACUACUGUCCUCUUUCCCCCUAGGCAAAAUGGCUCCCACUUCUCAUGUGAAGGUCUUUUUUAUUUCCCAGUCAUAGUUCCUUGGAGUGUUUUUAACAAGAAAAAAAAUCAAAACCCUCCAAAGAUCAUCUUAUGUCCUACAUAGAUUUCCCAUCAGAAGUCCCUGCCCUUUUGCCUAACCUUUGAAGUGCUCAGUUUUCUGGUGCUGCCAAAAGGUGCUUCCACGGGCCCUGCUCUGCCAUUAAGGUUCACAGCAAGAGAACAUCACUGCUCAGUGGCAGGCAAAGAAGAAGCAUACAAGGUUGUCCUGAGUUGGGGGAGUGGGAUGACUUGGCUAGGGGAUGGAGCAACAUUGACCAGGCCUAUGCAGGAAAACUGCUUCUAAGAGGAGUCUUCCAGACCAGAGCUACUCUAGGGAUGCAGGGCCUGUGCUCCUGCAUGUUCUUCUGCUCCUGGACACUUCCUUAGACAAAAUAACAUGCAAAGAGCUGAAUGCACUAACUCACAAAGCACUCGCACUGAACUCCUAUCAAGUGAAGAAAUUGGAAAAGACUGAAGCCAUUACUUACGACCACACAAUGCUUGUGACAAGGUGGUACCAUGACAGGGAAAGUACCCAAAAGCUGCGCACAUUCGAAGUCUGUUCUUAGACUCUCCUUCUUAUGACAGAUACCUUGUGUUUGUUCAGCCUCAAGGUGAGCAGGAACAGCUUCUCCACAUAGCCACUGAUACCAGCCUGGGCCAGGUGGCCAGAUCAGUUGUGUUUGUUUUCAAAUGUUAAUAUGUUAAAUACCAAACUAAUAUUUCAAAAAAUGUGUACAUAUUCCUGUAUCCUUGUUUUCAGAUAGCCUGCUUAUAAUUUAAUAUAAAAUUAACUGAACAGAUCCAUUCAUAAAACUUCAGUAAUGAAAGAUUCCCUUUUUAAAAAAAAUAGAAACUUCUUUGUAGAUUAAAAUCAGAUUUUUCAAACUUAAAAUUAUCCUCACACUAGAAAAUAGAACUGUGUUAAUAUAUAAAGUGGGGGAAUAAGAAUGAAGGAUUUUCUAUCGUAUUCAUUUUAUAAAUUGCCACCUGAGAAAAAAGUGGGUUUUGCACAUUAUUUGUAUUUUUCUUUGUAUAUGAAAUAAUUUUUGUACUUUGUAAAAUAUGAAGCCCAUUGUACUUCCAGCUAUUUGAGAUUGUACACAGCGCUUCUUUUGUAACUGGAUUCUUUUAACUUUCAUGAAGGCUUUACAUGCCUUACAUUCACUAAUAAAUUUGAAUUGAAUUUAUUUCUU